Molecule: messenger RNA, 1358 nt
Organism: Mytilinidion resinicola
Lineage: Eukaryota; Fungi; Ascomycota; Dothideomycetes; Mytilinidiales; Mytilinidiaceae
Exons: 4
Coding region: 36-1265 (409 amino acids)
Biological process (GO): attachment of spindle microtubules to kinetochore
Cellular component (GO): DASH complex; mitotic spindle; mitotic spindle pole body
Source: RefSeq, a predicted model, not a curated record
CAAACCGCCACAAUACCAGAUCAGCAUUUAACAACAUGUCGCGCCAGAGCAUGGCCCCGCCGCGGAAUCUGACUUUAACAGAAGAGUUAGAGAAGCUGGAGCAGUCAAUCACGCUAACGUUGCAAGAAAUCGACCAAAACUUCAGCCGCGCACAUCGAAUCGUGACGACAAGUAUCCUUCCAAUCGUUGAGCAAUACGCGAAGCAUUCUGAAGCGGUCUGGGAAGGCUCAAAGUUCUGGAAGCAAUUCUUCGAAGCCAGCGCCAACGUCUCUCUUUCUGGUUACGAAGAGGCGGCCGUCGACGAAUCUACCACUCAAGAUGAAUCGCAAGAGUCCCACGGUUACGAUGAUCUUACUGCAGACGAUACAGUGACCGGCGCAUCCGCAACCCCUCCUAUACCUUCAUCCUCACACGCCGACGAUGACGAGCUCGACACUUCGAUCCUUUCCUCGCCAUCCCUCGCGCAUAACCAUAGCACUCCACGUGCACCCAGAUCUGGCAAGAGACCACAAGCCAACCACGCGAUAGCUGGUACUACAUUCGCGGAUUAUUCAUCCCCGUACGAAGCGUUGAAACGCGAACUACAUGGCGGCAAAGCAUCGCCAGGGCCGGACCCUACAACGCCGGGGAAAUCGCAAGCGCUACCAGACAUGAGCAUGACCCCGGAAUCGUCCCCCUUCGUGGCUCCUAAUUCUCAGUUCAGAGGGAGCGGUGCACCUACGAAUGAAGAUCCCCUCUUUCAUCGAGUGCUGGACAAAACAUACCGCAUCGCUGCAACACCCCAUACAGGCCGAAAGCAGCAGAAGCCGUCUGUGGGAUUCACGCCCGGUACGGCUACUCGUGCGGCACCUUCAAGAUGGGACGAUUCUUCUCCACCAGAUUCUCCCGCCCCGCAGCUUCGUGCAGAAAUAUUCUCGUCGCCAUUGAAGGCCCCUCGAACACCAGGCGUAACCGUCCAGCGGACUCCAGCACGUGGGCUAGGUAACUCUGUCAAGGCACAGAAUACUAUGACUACCCAGAAAGGCAUGUGGGAUAGUGAGAGCGACGAAGAUGACGACGACUUGGGGUUCAGUCCUCCCAAAACGAUGCAGUUCCACGUACCGCAGAGUCGACUGCUGCAGACACCUGCCCGUGAAGCCAGCAAGCGAAUAGUGGAGGAUCUGCUGCUGACUGCUGGAGGCGACAUAACAGAAAGUUUCGAGGGUGACGAGGAAGAGAGUCCAAGUGUUGUUCGGAGGAAUCACGAGCUUGAUGACAGCUUCUAGCUACGCAGCGUGCGAUACGUAAAUAUCGAGACGAUGAGACUGUCAAUCGCAGCUCAUACAACAGUGAAUAUAAUAGAAUUUGGCAUUAUCGCG